Syngnathoides biaculeatus (alligator pipefish) is the source of this 2705-nucleotide messenger RNA. It is a transcript of the gene spty2d1, whose product is annotated as SPT2 chromatin protein domain containing 1. Gene Ontology annotation, molecular function: DNA binding; histone binding. Gene Ontology annotation, biological process: nucleosome assembly; regulation of DNA-templated transcription. Bases 392 to 2368 code for a protein of 658 amino acids. Gene Ontology annotation, cellular component: nucleolus. The record is from RefSeq and is a predicted model, not a curated record. The transcript is spliced from 6 exons. Lineage: Eukaryota; Metazoa; Chordata; Actinopteri; Syngnathiformes; Syngnathidae.
UUCAGCUGUGGUUUUUUUUUUUUUUUUUUUUUUUUUUUUUUUUUAAAUAGAAUGACCUAAUUUGAUUUAAAUGUCUUUUAAGUGUGCUGCCAUAGCCGCGACUUCACAGCCUAGGCGCCUUGGUUAGCCCUGUCCUAGGGUUAGCUACCUUUGCCACUUCGUGGUGCUAGGCUAGGCUAGGGUCACAAAGUAAUUUCACACCAAACCAGUUGCCACACAAUUGACUCAUUCUGCUCACAUUGUCUUAAAAGACACACGUGGCGUUUACGUAACGCUAAAUCCAGCGUUACAGCUGUGUGAGCUGCCGGCUGAACGCUGAAACCAAUCUCCCCACUGCUGGCGUUUCACUCCUUGAAAAAGACAGCUGACACAUACUGUACAUGCUGCUAAAAUGAUGGACUUUGACAACGUGCUGUCGAUCGCCACUCAAAACCAGGGUGGCAACAGCGUGCAGAAAAGGUACAGUUUACAAGCUGGUCCACCUAAAAAAGACCCAAAGUCAAAGGGAGUAAAUCCUGCUGCUAUACAGGCACUCCUGAAGAAACGACAAAAUGAAGCCAGAUUGAGAGAAAGUGAAUUGAAGAAACAGAAGGAGGAUCUUCUCGCAAAAAGGGUUGAGUUGAAGUCUGAUCGUAAAGCGAGAGCCAUGGCUUCCAGAACGAAAGACAAUUUCAAAGGUUAUAACGGCAUCCCAGUAGUGGAUGUUCCAAAGAAGAGGAGGACAAAGCAGGAAAUUGAGAUGGAAAAAAGAGGCAACGACGAAACAUUUAGAAAUUAUUCAGUUGACCCAGAGGACGAUGAAGACAAUUAUGAAUACGAGCAAACAGAUUCUGAGCCCGAUACAGAUCCAGAACCUGUGAGGCAUGGGAAAAACUCAAAUUUUAGUGGAAACAGUAGUAGCGCCAGGGCCUCCCCUAAAAAACCUAGCGGUCCUCCCAAGUCUGCUCCACUCCCCUUGAACUUUGCAGACUUGCUUAAAUUGGCUGAGAAGAAGCAGUUUGAGCCAGUUGAGUUAAAAGCAAAGACGGUGAAGGAUGAAAGGCUCCGCACAGCUGAAGAGUUAAAGGAGCUGGAGAUGGAACGGAAAGCAAAGAACCGCAACAAAGAUUUGAAGACAGAGCGAGAGCACAGGCCGCAGUCUAGUUCUGGUUUUGUAAGGAAAAACACGUCACAGAAAGAGCCAAAGAAUUGUAAACCACAAAAGGGUUUACCAGAAAGGCCACUUCAGUCCAAUGGGGUAAUGAGCAAGUCUGUAGCAACACCUCAUAAGACCAACACUGGUGAGAGAGAAAGAGAGAGACCCAAGAUCUCAGUUCCUUCAAAAAACACUUCUCCAGCUUUUGUCAAACAGGGGGUCCCUAAACCUUCAUCUAAACAUACAUUCAACGAUUCAAGCGACCUUCGAUUAAAAAAGGAGAGCUCAUCAUCUGUUCAAGGGAAGCCUUCAGGCAUGCCUCAGUCCAAGCCUCAUGGGACAUCUGUCCGGGACCUCAAAUCUCCAAAUAGCAACCCACAAAAAAAGAGGCCUACGCAGGUUAGCUCAGCAAAGCAGGAGCGUCCAGUUGUAAAUCACAAGUCUGGAAUGGGAGAAUCACCAAGGUUUGGAAGCAAUCCUGGAGUAAAAUCUAGUGCCAAUUCCUUGGUUCGACCUUCAUCAAGUGGCAAUUCGAAAGAAGUGAACCAACGUCAGUCAAGGCCAGGAGUCGUAACACCACAGCCAAAAGCUAGUGGUAGUGACUUCAAAGGUUACCCUGCGGGAAGAGGAGGCCGGCCACCAGGCUUCGGACAAGGUCGAGCCUUAAGCGGAGGGUCAGGGAUUGGACCGGGCCGAGGUCCAGGUGGAGGACCCCCAUCCAAUAGGCAACCCUCAAGCAACUUUGGAUCAGGACCUGGGAGACCCAAGUGCACUGUGGUGUCUGAGACUAUCUCCUCAAAAAAUGUCAGCGGCGCCAGACCGGGAGUUCCUCCUCGGCCAGGGAUACCACAAAGACCAGGCUUUGCUCCCAGACCAGGAGGGGCACCAAGACCUCUGAACAGACCACCAGGUGCAACACUACCACCCAUCACCAUCGCGUACAAGAGAAAAUAUGAAGAGGAAGAGGAAUAUGAUUCUGAAAUGGAUGACUUUAUUGAUGAUGGAGAAGAUGAGCAGGCGGAGGUUUCCAAACACAUAAAGGAAAUAUUUGGCUAUGACAAAUCCAAAUACAAGGAUGAAAGUGAUUAUGCUCUCAAGUUCAUGGAGAGCAGCUGGCGAGAUAUGCAGAAAGAAGAAGCAAGGAGUCUAAAAUUGGCUGUGCAAGAAGAUUUGGAGGAAGAAAGAAAAGAGCAAGAGGAGAUGAAAAGGAUCAAUGCCAAGAGGAAAAAAUAAACUGAAACAUGGACGUGAAAGACUUGUUGUUAUGUUGACAGAAAUAGGACCAUAUGUUAUCCAUAGUUGCAUGUAAAGCACUGUGGCACACAUGAAUAUUAUGGAACCCUUGUGUUAUGUUUAAAUAUUGAGUGACACAUGAAGAUACUUUUUGGUUUAUGUCAAUCUAGAAAUAAUGUUUAAAAGGUAAAUAGACAGAUGUUUGUGGCGGAAAAUGCAGGUAACAUUUACCCCCUCUUUCUCCCUAUUUAUUUCUCCCCAUCAAAAGUAGUCCCAUUUUGAAAAUCAAUGUUUAAAGAAUAAUAUUAGAGUGUGCAAGUUUCUGUUUAAAGUUAUC